AUGGCUCUGCUGUGGCUGCUCUGUGUCCUGCUGGCCCUGGCCGGGCCCGUGGGGGGCUCCUGGGACACCUGCAGCUCUGCUGCUGGCACCGCCCUUGCCGUGGGGGCCGGGGUCCCUUCGGGGGCCUGGCCUGGCAUCGUCAGCAUCCAGGCCACCUGGGAGAACGGCACGUGGCACAUGUGUGCAGGCGUCCUCCUCAGCCCCCGGUGGGUCCUCACGGUGGCACACUGCUUCGCCAGGGCCGGGCACCUCCCCAAGGACUUCUCCGCGUGGGGAGUGGUGAUGGGGGCCACAGAUCUGACUCAGCCGGGCCCCAAGGCUGUGGUGAGACACAUCCAGAGGCUCCUGGUGCACCAGCACUACGUGGCUGCCACGGCGAGGAACGACAUCGCCCUGCUGGAGCUGCAGCAGCCCGUGGAGUGCAGCGACUACAUCCAGCUGGGCUGUGUGCCCGACGCCUCGCUCAGGGUGUCGGAGCUGAAAUCCUGCUACAUCGCCGGCUGGAACCUUGCCAGAGGUCAGUGCUGGGGGCUCAUUCACACGAUUUCGGGAUCAGGCAAUGUUCUGCGGGAGUCCAAGGUCCACCUGAUGGACACGGAGCUCUGCAACAGCAGCCGGUGGUAUUCAGGGAACGUUCAUGCUGACAACCUCUGUGCUGGGUACCCAACGGGCGGCAUCGACACCUGCCAGGGGGACAGUGGGCAUCCCCUGGUCUGCAAGGACAACGCAGCCGACUACUACUGGCUCGUGGGAAUGAACAGCUGGGGAAGAGGCUGUGACAGAGCCAGGCACCCCGGGAUCUACACCUCCACUCAGCACUUCUACAACUGGAUCCUGCUCCAGACGGGCCUGAGACCAGCAGACAUCACCGGGCAAGCACCGGGGCCAAACUGUGCCGCCACUCCUAAGGCAGAGGUCACCUCCACUUCUGCAGAGACCCCAACACCAGAGCCGGUGACAGAGCCAACACCAGAGCCAGAGCCGGUGACAGAGCUGGUACCAGUGCCAGAGCCGACGCCAGAGCUGGUGCCAGACCCGGUGCCAGAGCUGGUGCCAGAGCCGACACCAGUGCCAGUGACAGAGCCGACGACACAGCCAACACCAGAGCCAACACCAGAGCCAACGCCUGAGCCACCGACAGUGCCCGUGCCAGAGCCAACACUAAUGCCAGAGGCAACACCGGUGCCCGAGCCGGAGCCAGAGCUGGUGCCAGAGGAGCCGAAGCCAACACCAGAACCAGAACCAGAACCGGACAGGCUUCUGCUCAUCUCGGUGCCGUACCAGAGCCUGGUGAGAUUCUGUAACCUGCUCCGGGAUUUCUUGCAGUUUCUGAGGGACCAGCUGGACUGACCCCGGCAUGAGCAGACGCAGCUCCGCUGCCGCGGCCCCGGACCGCUCCUGCUGGGACCGCGGGGCCCGAGGCAGCCCCAGCGCCCGGGGCUGCUCCGGCGCUGCCGCCCGUCCCUGCCCGCCCCCCGGGGCUCC
Messenger RNA from Prinia subflava (tawny-flanked prinia), 1485 nucleotides. RefSeq names its product acrosin-like. Gene Ontology annotation, biological process: acrosome reaction; proteolysis. The transcript has 5 exons. NCBI's taxonomy places the organism in Eukaryota, Metazoa, Chordata, Aves, Passeriformes, Cisticolidae. The record is from RefSeq and is a predicted model, not a curated record. Gene Ontology annotation, molecular function: serine-type endopeptidase activity. The coding region runs from base 1 to 1350 and encodes 449 amino acids.